Molecule: messenger RNA, 2267 nt
Organism: Bubalus bubalis (water buffalo)
Lineage: Eukaryota; Metazoa; Chordata; Mammalia; Artiodactyla; Bovidae
Gene: RAC1
Product: Rac family small GTPase 1
Exons: 7
Coding region: 276-779 (167 amino acids)
Biological process (GO): small GTPase-mediated signal transduction; actin filament organization; cortical cytoskeleton organization
Cellular component (GO): plasma membrane; cytoskeleton; cell cortex
Molecular function (GO): GTP binding; protein kinase binding; GTPase activity
Source: RefSeq, a predicted model, not a curated record
CCCAGGCCCCUGCAGUGGCAGCGCGGUCUUAGCCACUGGACCACCAGGGAAUCCCAAGACUUCCAGUUUAAAAAUACCGUUCCUCUUGAACCUUGUGCUUACCAACAACUGUUUCUCGUCAACCAGCGCAAACACCUAGAACUGAAAACUGCGAAGCCUCCAGACGCUGCCCUUCUGAAGCUGUGGGUAAGACUUGCCUCCUGAUCAGUUACACUACCAAUGCAUUCCCUGGAGAAUAUAUCCCCACUGUCUUUGACAACUACUCUGCCAAUGUCAUGGUGGAUGGAAAACCCGUGAAUCUGGGCUUGUGGGACACAGCCGGACAAGAAGAUUAUGACCGAUUACGCCCCCUGUCCUACCCGCAGACAGUUGGAGAAACGUAUGGUAAGGAAAUACCUUCCAGGGGCAAAGAGAAGCCGAUUGCCGAUGUAUUCUUAAUUUGCUUUUCUCUCGUGAGUCCUGCAUCAUUUGAAAAUGUUCGUGCAAAGUGGUACCCGGAAGUGCGACACCACUGUCCCAACACACCCAUCAUUCUGGUGGGGACGAAACUUGACCUGAGGGACGAUAAAGACACGAUCGAGAAGCUGAAGGAGAAGAAGCUGACGCCCAUCACCUACCCGCAGGGCUUGGCCAUGGCCAAGGAGAUCGGUGCCGUCAAAUACCUGGAGUGCUCGGCGCUCACGCAGCGGGGCCUCAAGACAGUGUUUGAUGAGGCGAUCCGGGCGGUUCUCUGCCCACCCCCCGUCAAGAAGCGGAAGAGGAAGUGCCUGCUCUUGUGAACGUCCGCCCCCCACCGUCCGCCCCCAGGACCCUUUGUUUGCUUUGCUCAAACGGUGGAGCCUUCGCACUCAAUGCCAAGUUUUUGUUACAGAUUAGUUUUUCCAUAAAACCGUUUUGAACCAAUCAGUAAUUUCUAGGUUUUGUUUGUUUAAAGUGUACGAGUUCAAACUUUCACAUUCUAUUAAAGUUCAGCCCUAAAAUGACAAGCUUCCUUAAAGCCUUAUUUUUCAAAGCCCCUAUUCUUGCUCAGAGUUGCCAAAAUACCCUGUGCACUAAGUUGCAUUGUUGGGCUGAGAACACUAAGCGCUACGCUGUGGAAAGACCUUGGUCCGGAAGAGACUGUAGCUUUGGAGGCGGGAGGUGCAAAGCCUCGCUGGCGAGUUUCAGGCGAGAAGAGCGCGCGCAGCCUCCUUGCUGAAACGCCGCACGUAACGAGUCACGGCAGCGGCCCACGUUCACUCCCUAACGCUGUACUGGACGUCAGAGCGCACGAGCCAGCAGCUCACUCUUUGGAUCGGUCUUUUUGAUUUUGUAGUGAGAUUUUUAAAAACGAGUUCGUGUUUUAGCUUUUGUGAGAUUCUGAACAGAACUCUUAUCCCGUGCUCCCUGCGAUGGAGUGUUCUGCUCUGUCCGUGGGUGCCCUGGGGUGGAGUGUGUGGAACACUUGUGAUCAAAGAAUGGAGACAGUAUUUUGACAAAAUGUGGAGAUUAAUUUACACUACACUGUACACGUAAUCAUUAAAACUAUUAAAAGCAUCACGGGUAAAAGUUUUAAAAGGUUAAUUUCUGUCAAAUGCGGUAGAUGAAGAAAGGUCGGUAUUAUCAGUGAGUGUUUUCUUAAGCUUUUCCUUAAACCUGCCCACCCCUUCUGAAAUUGGGCAUUUAAUCAUCUCUGACCUGGUUAUCCUCAUAGUUGCUAACUUAGUAAGUGCUUUUCUUAUAGAACUCAUUCUUAAUGAGCAAUAUGCCUCCUUAUAUUAUAAAAUCUUUCUGAAUAUGCAUUAGAAAAUUUUUUUGUAGGUUAGUAAAAGUGCACUCCUGUUUUCAUGUUGCUUUAUUCAAAGCUAAUAAGUGCUCUCCUUAGUUUUCUAGUAACUAGGUUAUAAAAUCACGUGUUGCAGCUUUAUGGUUUUUAAGAUACUUCAGAUAUUCCUCAACUGUAAGCCUCAGCGUCACUGGCCAGAUGACCAACACUGCCCGUGAGUAGCGACGCUGACCCCUCUGCCUCACUGCGUGCACACGCUUCCUGUCCUUGCCCUAACGGUGUUCCUUGGGGUCUGUGAGGUUCCGCCAACCCCGUGCUCGUGCUAACGAAGUUCUGUACAACUUACCCACUGGCAAGAAUACGAGCUUGGACCUUUCAACCACUAGAACAAAAUUUUUUAAAUUGACAGUUGCAGAAUUGUGGAGUGUUUUUACAUUGAUCUUUUGCUAACGCGAUUAGCAGUAUGUUUUGCAUGUAUGACUUAAUAAACCCUUGAAUCAUA